UAGGACCUCCGCAGGUGACUUCGAUGCCGGGUCGAGCUUGACCCCAUCUCGAAUCUUCUACUCGUCGUGCGAAAUGGCGUCGGCGGCAGCGGAAUUAGUGGCGGAGAGAGAGCCGGAGUUGAGGAUCGAGAUGACGGACGUGAACAGGACGUUCGUGGGCGCUCAGGGCUUGGUGAAGAUGGCCUUGGACCAGUACACAGAGAUCCUCACGACGGCCUCGGACCCACGUGUCAAUGAUUGGCCGCUCAUGGACUCGCCGGUCCCGACCAUCCUCAUCGUGCUCCUCUACAUGUACCUCGUCGUCAUACUUGGCCCGCGUAUGAUGGUCAACAGAAAGCCGUACAAACUGAGAAUAAUCCUCGUGGUGUACAACGCGUUCCAGGUCAUCUUCUCGUUGGGGAUGCUGUACGAGCAUUUAAUGUCCGGAUGGCUGUUGGAUUACAGCUACAAGUGUCAACCGGUCGACUACUCUCACAAUCCAUCCGCUGUCAGGAUGGCGAAUCUGUGCUGGUGGUAUUUCAUCAGUAAAUUCACGGAAUUCGCUGAUACGAUGUUCUUUGUGUUACGUAAGAAAGAGAGCCAGGUGACAUUCCUGCACCUAUACCAUCACUCGCUGACACCGCUGGAAACGUGGAUCUGCGUAAAAUUCAUCCCGGGCGGCCACGGCACCCUCGGCAACCUUAUAAACAACGCGGUACACGUGGUCAUGUACGCGUACUACAUGUUAGCGGCCAUGGGCCCGGAAUAUCAGAAAUAUUUGUGGUGGAAGAAGCAUUUGACCACGUUGCAACUGAUGCAGUUUUUCCUGGUGUUCGUGCACAGCGCCCAGGCUCUCAUCUUCGACUGCGGUUACCCGAAGCUGGUGGCGGGCCUUCUUCUGCUCCACUCGACAAUUUUCUUCGUGCUCUUCUCCGACUUCUAUCAGCGCGCUUAUCGUAAGAGAAUGACCACGAAGGUGCUCAAGGACGAAUAAGCGCGCGGAGGAGAGGAUGUUGGAAGGAGGACACCUUCGUCCCGAUUACGCCUGAUCGAAGACAGGCGUAUACAGCGAGCCGCGUACUCGCCCCGGAUGCGGCUCCAUUUUUGCAUACCAAUGAUGCGACUGUUUUAAUGUACAUCGGCGGCCGGGAGAGCGAGAAAUUCACCGAGCUGUCGCGAAAGUCGCGUAUUCGAUCAACGGACGAACGACCGUUGCGACAUUCGCGAAGGCGCGAAGUGCGAGAGAAGGUGGCCGCAGGACAAGAUUUUUCGACCACGCGCGACAGAGAAGCGCCUUGAUCUUUCGGCGCCGGGAUUAUUUCAUUCGAUAGCGGGAAAAGUAAAAAUAUUCACAAUGCCACAUCGCUCGCAAUUCGUUCGUCGGUAUAAUAUAUCGAGUCGGUCGAAAAGUUCGGUUUUUCAUCGUCGAUAGAUGACACCGCCGCACGCGUAUCAUACAUGGAGUUCCUCAAGUAAGAGUCCGGCCAAUUUUGACUCUUUGAUCAAACAUGGCGUCUGGUUCGUCGCUAGAAUGUUCUUUAUCUAUGAAGGGUAUCUACAAUAUAUCGAGUUCAGGUAUAUUUCUUUGACAAUAUGUGCACGUCGUUUGCCUGAUUAUGCGUAAUAUUAUUUAUAAAAGUAGAUUUUUUAAUUUCUCAAAAAACGGGUUUUUCCAUUAUUUUAUUAUCAUUCAUCUUCCAUCUUAGAAUAACGUUCAGUUGGGAAUGGAGAGUCUAUUUAUUUAACAAUUUUCAGUUCCGCCAUUUUUGAUCAAAUAAGAAAUCAGACCAAUCGGUAAGAAGUUGAGGAGAUGACCAGAUUCUCAUGUCUCUCAAAAUUUUACUUACAGACGUCUGUAAGACAUCCCAAGAGGCGCUUUAUGUCCCGAUUUUGGAUAUUGCACUGUACUGAAUAGAGUCCUUCAAGUAAGAGUCCAGCCAUCUCCAACUUCUCACCGAUUGGUCUGAAGCUCGUCCGAUUUUCCCGAACGUCGCCCCGCGCCGUCCCACUUUCAUCUUCCGCUUCGCCCGCGAAUCGGUUCUCCGACCGUUUAAACAGACGCUCGAUGCACGUGUAACUGACGAGCAAUUAAGUCAGAUAAAACACACAAAGCAGUGAGGAACGGGUUUCCGCAUCGUAGCGCCCGGUAGUUUUUAAUGAUCGACCAACACGAGAGAAGACGAGAGCAGGAACAAGGAGAAACGGAUACGCGCGCUUUGAAAGUUACACCGGCCAGUAGGAAAGAAACCUGUAUCGUGGCUCUUUUUUUUUCCCUCCGCCUUCUCUCCAUUCUCCUUCUUCUUUCGGAAUCCUGCGCUUAUAAAUUUCCACGCGUUCGUCUUGCUGGCGUGUAUCUAGCGCGCGACAAUCCAAGCGCACAAUCCGGGAAUCACGGGUUUGCACAUUGAAAGAGAUCGCGUGCCAGAGAAGCUCGAAACUAUCGUAUCGCAUCGAAUUAUUAUCGUAUCUAAUCUAAUUCGCUCGCAUUAUCCCCUCAUGAGAGCCGUAAAACACCUCGCUGAUUCCCCGUAAAGUAGAAUCGUUGUAAAUAUAUAUAUAUAUAUAUAUUUAUAUAUAUAUAUAUAUAAAGUCUUAUGUUCCCUGAUUUUGAACAUUACUGUCUGGGUAGUCAUACAGGCAACAGUGCCGAGAAUUGUUCCGCUUCUCCUGGAUAUACACGCAAUGCGAGGUAUGAUUUUCUGAUUCUUAAGCUGAAGAAAUAUCACGCGCGCGACCCUCGCGUAAAGCGGGGCCUACAAUGAGAAUUUUAAGCUCUAAGCCUUGAAAAAUUUACCAAUCGCAGUCGAUUAUUCUCCUCACAUUCGACCGUAAUUGGUCAGCUUCGGUGAGGCUGAGAGCUUAAAUUCUCAUUGUAGGCCCCGCUUAAGAGAAACCGCGCUUGGAAUCCAGCAGGCACGUUUGACGCGUGUUGAACCCAAGCAGAAUAAGAAGUCACGAUAACGUCAUAAUAACGUGAAAAACGACAGUGAUAUAACUUCCAGAGGUCAUCUUUGAUCAUGACAGAAAAUUUAUACUUUAAAUUACGACUUUGGGAUUUGCAGAUUUAAUCCUCUCCGAUUAAGCUGUUUGUUCAAUAUAUUUAAAUUGCAAAUGUCAGUAGCUACGUACAAAAUUGUUCAUGCAAACAAUAUUCUGUUUAUCGUAAUUACAAUUUUGCUUAUAUAUAGCUAAAAUUACAAAUUAAAGUUACUAAAUACAACAAUUAAAACUUUCUUACGAUACGUAUUUUCCAGGCUGCAUUCCGAUAUUGUCAAUGCUAUCAGUGAAAAUCUACAGUACACGUAACAUGAACUAUAGAUUUUCGAUGCUGACAGUGAAUAUCGAAAUGCAGUUUUAGAGGAAAUAUAAACAGCUGAGCGGAUCUAAGGGCAUUCUACAAUGUCCCGUAAACAAGAAAGGCAUUAAGAAGUCAUAAUGCAAUCACGAAACGGUCAAAUUAUUAUCCUAUUUAAAGUAUUGAAUGACACACUUUGAUUUCCUAUAUAAUGAGUACUUUUAACGUCAUCUUGAUGUCACCUUGAUUUGCACACGACCUUUUGCUCUGCUUGGGAAAAAGCGUAUAUUAAAAAAAUGAGGCCUUAGUGCGUUAGAGAAAAGUUUCAUAAAUUUGAAGAGUAGAGGCAAUAACGGAGAGAGUAUAUAUUCGGUAGAGCAACUCGCUUCCGUAGAGUGCAAAAGUUCGGCUCAAGAGAGUCGAAUCGAACUUUCUUACUGACCCGAUAGAAUCCCUCCAUUGCUGAAAGGUCGAGAGUUGCGAGAUGCGAAAUUUCAACGGCGCCG
Dinoponera quadriceps is the source of this 3780-nucleotide messenger RNA. Its product is annotated as elongation of very long chain fatty acids protein AAEL008004-like. The record is from RefSeq and is a predicted model, not a curated record. The transcript is spliced from 5 exons. Bases 74 to 973 code for a protein of 299 amino acids. Gene Ontology annotation, cellular component: endoplasmic reticulum membrane. Gene Ontology annotation, molecular function: fatty acid elongase activity. Gene Ontology annotation, biological process: sphingolipid biosynthetic process; very long-chain fatty acid biosynthetic process; fatty acid elongation, monounsaturated fatty acid. Lineage: Eukaryota; Metazoa; Arthropoda; Insecta; Hymenoptera; Formicidae.